AUCUCUGUUCAGAUCCAACACAAGAUGGCUGGAAUGCAAGUGCGGGUAGAGGGAUAUUUGGAUGCUUGUCCCGGCGAGUUGUUGGAGUUUGAUUUUGGGCCCCUCUCUCACUGGGGGGUCUAUGUGGGGGAGGGGGAGGUCAUUCACUUUUCGUGGCCAGAGGACACCGAGGCCUGGAUCAGACACAGCGCGCCCUCCAUCAUCCUGUUUAGUGAGACGAUGGUCCGAAAGGAGCGAGUCGCAGAUAUUGCGGGUAUUUCUGCGGUUUACACUAACCGAAGCUACGACCUCGUGCUGCCGCCACUGCCUGGGACAGAGAUCCUGCGCCGCGGGCAGGUCUUCAUGGAUCGCACUCUGCCAUACAACUCGUUGACCUUCAACUGCGAGCACUUCGCCACCUUCCUGCGCUACGGCAAGGCGCAGUCACGACAGGUUUCUAGGUUUGACCUCCUGCACCUGACCUCUCAUGACCCCACCAGAGAGUUCAAGAAAGCUUACAGACAGGCUCUGAAAGAUCAGCAUGCUAAGGGAAUUCUAAUAAGUGUCUUGGAGGACCAACCUCGGCAAGGCUGUAACAUCUAGCUGAGCUGAGGAAUUCAGCGUUAGGGGUUUUGACCAUUUUGCAUAACCAAAAUUGUAUUUUUACAAUUGAAAAGGAUUGUGGGACACCGUCUGUCUGCAGCUUUUAUAAAACUAAACCCUGGAAGAAUGUAGUAAACUAACCCAGAUGAUACUGCAGACGUCUUUCUGUUUAACCGACAUGUAAAUCACUUUGAGAUACUGUGUCAUGAAAGGCGCUAUAUACAUACAUAAAACUGAAUUUAAUCUGUGGGAUACUUAAUAAAAAAAUCCAGACCACUCAGUUGU
Messenger RNA from Acipenser ruthenus (sterlet), 867 nucleotides. Its product is annotated as phospholipase A and acyltransferase 1-like. The transcript is spliced from 4 exons. NCBI's taxonomy places the organism in Eukaryota, Metazoa, Chordata, Actinopteri, Acipenseriformes, Acipenseridae. The record is from RefSeq and is a predicted model, not a curated record. The coding region runs from base 25 to 582 and encodes 185 amino acids. Gene Ontology annotation, biological process: N-acylphosphatidylethanolamine metabolic process. Gene Ontology annotation, cellular component: cytoplasm. Gene Ontology annotation, molecular function: glycerophospholipid phospholipase A1 activity; A2-type glycerophospholipase activity.